This is a messenger RNA of Lactuca saligna, 1146 nucleotides long. Lineage: Eukaryota; Viridiplantae; Streptophyta; Magnoliopsida; Asterales; Asteraceae. The record is from the annotation of a GenBank genome assembly.
AUGCGUGUGUUGUUGGCAAAAGACCCACCGCCACCACCUCAUGGUGGUGGUUGCUACCGUUCUGCCACCCAUUUCUGCCUUCUGUCGUCCUUUUGCCGCCACCAGCCACCGUGGGAGGUGGUUGUGUGCCUGUGUAUUUUAUGUGUGAGAUCGUUAUGCACUCUUUGGGCACGAACCACCACCACGACCAUUGGAAAUGGUGGUUGUCGCCUGCCUGCCACCAUUAGAAAAUUGGGUCAUAGUUGGACCAUUAGAGGACUUUUUGUGAACCCAUUUGGAAUUGGGCCUCGGUGGGCCCAUUGGGCUUGGUUUAAUUAUGGACCGGAUUGGUGGACCAUAUUUAGACCUAAUAAUGGGAAGGAUCCGCCCAUUAGAACCACAGGCGAUUCCAGAAGCCUUCGUCCUCUGUUUCAGUUCGCUUCGGGUCGAUCUACCGGUACUUUGCAUACCGGAGGAAUUAAUUUCCAAGUGUUCCCAUUUUAUGAUCAAUCGUCGAAGAUGAGUGGACAUUACGAUGGAUGGAAUGAAAUUCUAAAGAUUCAGAAGUUCCGGAGAACGGUGGGAUACACUAUUUUCUUUUCUUUCUCGGCGCUCAUUAGCUAUGCCUACAACUCCAACACGACAAGAGCUGGAUUCUCAAGAGGUGAUCAGUUUUAUGCAUCUUAUCCUGCAGGGAGUGAGCUUUUGACUGAUACUACUAAGUUGUAUAAAUCUGCACUUGGGAAUUGCUUCGAAGAGGAAGAAUGGGGCCCGAUUGAAUGGUCUGUAAUGGCCAAGCAUUUUGAACGUCAAGGGAAAUCACCAUAUGCGUAUCAUGCUCAAUACCAGGCUCACCUUGCUUCUAAUGGAAAUCUUGAUGGAAGUGGCUAGAUCCAAGCAGGAGUAGGAGUCAUAUGUAUUAAUGGAGCAUUUGCAAUUUCAUUAAUACUAAUAUUAAAGAAGCUUUAUACUUAUGAACUUAUGAUGAAUUGUAAUACAUUACUCUUGUAACAUUGUGAAUUAGGUGAAUGAGUUUGUAUGUUAUUUUUGGCCACUCUUUCUUGCAAAAAGAUUCUACAAAUUAUUUUUUUUAUUAUUUUUCUAUUAUUUUUUAAAUUAUUUUCCAAUCGUGGUGGAAGAACAAUAAGGUGGUCUAUGGCCAUCUAA